Moesziomyces antarcticus is the source of this 687-nucleotide messenger RNA. RefSeq names its product ubiquitin domain containing protein. Gene Ontology annotation, molecular function: zinc ion binding; ubiquitin protein ligase binding; protein tag activity. The record is from RefSeq and is a predicted model, not a curated record. The coding region runs from base 1 to 687 and encodes 228 amino acids. NCBI's taxonomy places the organism in Eukaryota, Fungi, Basidiomycota, Ustilaginomycetes, Ustilaginales, Ustilaginaceae. The transcript has a single exon. Gene Ontology annotation, biological process: modification-dependent protein catabolic process; protein ubiquitination. Gene Ontology annotation, cellular component: nucleus; cytoplasm.
AUGCAGAUCUUUGUCAAGACUCUCACUGGCAAAACCAUCACCCUCGAGGUCGAGUCCUCGGAUACCAUUGACAAUGUCAAGGCCAAGAUCCAGGACAAGGAGGGUAUUCCCCCCGACCAGCAGCGCCUCAUCUUUGCCGGCAAGCAGCUCGAGGAUGGCCGCACUCUGUCGGACUACAACAUCCAGAAGGAGUCUACUCUCCACCUCGUCCUCCGUCUGCGCGGUGGCAUGCAGAUCUUCGUCAAGACGCUGACGGGCAAGACGAUCACCCUCGAGGUCGAGUCGUCGGACACCAUCGACAACGUCAAGGCCAAGAUCCAGGACAAGGAGGGUAUUCCCCCCGACCAGCAGCGCCUCAUCUUUGCCGGCAAGCAGCUCGAGGACGGCCGCACACUUUCCGACUACAACAUCCAGAAGGAGUCGACGCUCCACCUAGUGCUGCGUCUGCGUGGCGGUGCCAAGAAGCGCUGCCAGAACGGCGCGGGUACCGAGUCGCAGUGCAAGGAUGCAGCCAUCAACCUCGUGGGCGAGUGCCCGCACUGCAGCCUCAAGUUCUGCGGAAAGCACCGUCUGCCCGAGCAGCACAAGUGUGCGCAGGUCGAGCAGGUGCGCAACGCCGCCUUUGCCGCCAACAAGGCCAAGCUCGAGAGCGAGCGCACCCAGGCGACGCGUGGUCUCGCACACUAA